AUGUCUUCAACUCUUCACGAAAAGGCGCUUGAGCCUCCGUUCAUAACCGUCGAAGGGAUUCCCAACUUUCGAGAUCUAGGCGGAUAUCCACUCGCAUCGAGACCAACUUCGCAUUCCGUAAGACAAGGAGUUGUCUAUCGCUGUGGUGAGCCUCAAAGAGUUACUGAGAAGGGAAUUGCUACUAUGCAGCAGAUGGGAAUUACUCAUAUCUAUGAUUUGAGGUCUCAAGAUGAGCUUGUUAAAAAUGCGGCAGCUGGUAGGGGUGGAGUGUAUUCCCGACGGAGGACUAUAGCCCGGAAAAAAUUGCCAUCCGAUUCAAGGAUUAUGCCUCAAAGGGUACCGAAGGUUUCACCUCGGGCAUAUACCGAUAUCUUGAACAACGCUCCAAACUCAUACAGAACUAUUCUUCUCCACCUUGCAAAUGAACCUUCCAAGCCAUUGAUCGUUCAUUGUACAGCUGGUAAAGAUAGAACUGGUGUUCUUUGCGCAUUGAUCUUAUCUCUCUGCGGAGUUGACGACGAGGUUGUCGCACGGGAAUAUAGUUUGACAACAUUUGGACUUCCGCAAGAGUGGAAAGCAGGAAUCAUCGAGCAUUUAAUGACACACCCAGCCAUCAAAGAUGAUCAUGAAGGGGCAGAAAAUUUAAUUAGCUCCAAAGCUGAGAACAUGCUCGCUACUCUUAAGAUGCUCCGUGAGAAAUUUGGUGGGGCCGAAUCAUACGUAAUAGAGAAAUGCGGUCUUACAAUUGAUGAGGUAGAAAGGAUUCGUAAGAACUUGACCAUAGAGUCACCGGCUGUUCACAAAAUUGCUUAG
This is a messenger RNA of Botrytis sinoallii, 813 nucleotides long. RefSeq lists its product as uncharacterized. The coding region runs from base 1 to 813 and encodes 270 amino acids. Gene Ontology annotation, molecular function: phosphoprotein phosphatase activity. The transcript has 4 exons. Gene Ontology annotation, biological process: dephosphorylation. NCBI's taxonomy places the organism in Eukaryota, Fungi, Ascomycota, Leotiomycetes, Helotiales, Sclerotiniaceae. The record is from RefSeq and is a predicted model, not a curated record.